UCGGUGGGGGACUCGCGCUCUGACAGCAGGACCUGAGCUGAUGCUGGGGGCCUGAGGUGGAACACAGCCCCUCUCUACGUUUGUCUUUGUUCUUUUUUUCCCCCGAUAUCUGGGGGCAUGAAUACCCUGCUGCCCCUCCGAGGGGGUGUCCACUGCUCCCCACCGGACCCCAGCUGCCCUAGCGGUGGGACUCAGCCGGCCGGCCCAGCCUGGAAUGACAGCGCGGAGAGUGCCUUCAGGCAUGUGGAGCUAACCCCCACGGCCACCUCUGCCGUGCCGGUGCCCCGGGCCCAUCACCCUUAUCCCACGGUGGACGUGCCGGACCACGCUCACUACACCAUUGGAUCAGUUAUCCUGGCUGUGGGGAUCACCGGAAUGGUGGGGAAUUUCCUGGUCAUGUACGCCUUCUGCAGGAGCAGGAGUCUCAGGACACCGGCCAACAUGUUCAUCAUCAACCUGGCCGUUGCAGACUUCCUCAUGUGCGUCACCCAGACGCCCAUCUUCUUCAUCGCCAGCAUGCAUAAGAGGUGGAUCUUCGGGGAGAAGGUCUGCGAGCUGUAUGCCUUCUGCGGUGCCCUGUUCGGGAUCUGCUCUAUGAUCACGCUCACGGUGAUCGCCGUGGACCGCUACGUCGUGAUCACGCGUCCGCUGGCCUCCAUCGGGCUGCUUUCUCACCGCCGCGCACUCCUCAUCCUCGCCGCCACCUGGGGCUACUCCCUGAGCUGGAGUCUGCCGCCCUUUUUCGGCUGGAGUGCUUACGUCCCAGAGGGCCUGCUGACCUCCUGCACCUGGGAUUACAUGACCUUCACCCCCUCGGUGCGGGCCUACACCAUGCUGCUCUUCAUCUUUGUCUUCUUCAUCCCACUCUUCAUCAUCAUGUACUGCUACGCCUUCAUCUUCCGCUCCAUCCGGGAGACAAACAAGGCCGUGAACGAAAUCAACAAGGAGAGCAAGAAAGACUCGAUGAAGAAGUUCCAGCGCAUGAAGAGCGACUGGAAGAUGGCUAAGAUUGCGCUCAUCCUCAUCCUGCUCUACGUCGUCUCCUGGUCUCCGUACUCCUGCGUGGCCUUAACAGCGUUUGCGGGGUACGCCGACAUGCUUACGCCGUACAUGAACUCGGUGCCUGCCGUCAUUGCCAAAGCUUCGGCCAUCCACAACCCCAUCAUCUACGCCAUCACGCACCCCAAGUACAGGUCCGCCCUCGCCAGAUACAUCCCCUGCCUGGGCGUCCUGCUCUGUGUCCCUGCCCAGGAUCGCUUCGUCACCAGCAGCUUCAUGUCCGCCCGCCGAUCCACGCUCAUCAGCCAGUCGUCGGUGCUCAACAACCCCCUGCACCGCAGCAUCAAGUCCCAUCUCUCCUCCGCGUUGGACAACGAGUCCGCCCCAGCAGACACGGAUGCCAAACGCGACCUCAGCAGUCCGGGCUCAGGGCCCGCCAGUCGCCAGGUGUCCAGCCAGAUUGCCAUGGACAGCGCUGAGUUGCUGCCUAUCUACUACUCCAGCUCCAUCAAGAACCAUGACUCGACUGUUUUUGAGAAGGCCGGUGUCGUACAGGAAGGGGCGGGAUUUAAGGCAGCUGUUGAUCGCAUCCCCAGCAUCUUCGUCACGUCAGAGUCCAGCCACGCCCUUCCCGGGUCAGGUGGUCCGGCCAUCUCCAAGUCCAGCCCUCACUUAGACCCAGUCCCCCCCUCCCAGCCAAAGAACAGCAUCUAACUUUUUGUUCACUAUUUCUCCAACUAGUCGUGUUAAUUUAUGCAUCUUUCCCAUAAAAGUGUUUUUAAGGGCUGUAAACAGUGUACACCUUUCUCUGUGAAGUAACAGCACAGGUCUGAAAAGGUGCUCAUCCUGUUCAUGUCCCUCCCUCAACCUCGAGCAACCUGUGAUGAUGGAAACUUAAGCACCACUUUUACACGCAUGGUUGCCAUUGCUGCUGACACUGUUGGAAUGAUCCACUUUCCCCCCUUAAUGACAAGGUGCUGGAAUGACCCACUUUCCCCCCUUAAUGACAUAGUGUUGGAAUGAUCCACUUUCCCCCCUUAAUGACAUGAUGUUGGAAUGGUCCACUUUCCCCCCUUAAUGACAUAGUGUUGGAAUGGUCCACUUUCCCCCCUUAAUGACAUGGUGUUGGAAUGGUCCACUUUCCCCCCUUAAUGACAUGGUGUUGGAAUGAUCCACUUUCCCCCCUUAAUGACAUGGUGUUGGAAUGGUCCACUUUCCCCAUUAAAGCAUCAGGCAACACACGCAGAUCAUUAUUUGAAAUGGAAAACUUUAUUUAUUUGAAAUAUUUUAUUCUUUGCUGUCGCUUUAGAAAUGUGAUCCCUGGAAUUACAAAUGUGUAGGCAUGCAGUAGUUUUAUGACCGAUGUUGGAAUGUUCUGUAUAUAACGGGAGACAGCAGCCCUAACUGUCUGACGUGUGCUUAGUUAUAAAGUCCUGCGUUUGCCCCAGUCAGUGUUGUCAUCUUAGCUUUGUCCGCAGCCUGCUCUUUGACAAAUACAUGUGUUAGUUGCCUUUUAUGGUGUUUUUAACAUGUCGUGAUUGUGACAAACAGUUUUCUUUGUUGUCCUGUGCGAAUCGAUGUGGGCAGAUGUUGCUCUUCUCAGGCAUGGACCCAACGUCAGAGGGGGACCUGGGGCGUGACGGGUGGCACCCCCAGGAACGACGGCUGUUUGGAGGACAUAGUCUGUCUUUAGAUCCUAUAAGCAGCUUUUCGAAAACUCAAAUGACAAGAAUUGCUAUUUAACGUUAUGUAAAUAAAGAAAUAAAUAAAUAAAUCGA
Messenger RNA from Brienomyrus brachyistius, 2777 nucleotides. RefSeq names its product melanopsin-A-like. Gene Ontology annotation, cellular component: membrane. Lineage: Eukaryota; Metazoa; Chordata; Actinopteri; Osteoglossiformes; Mormyridae. Gene Ontology annotation, molecular function: G protein-coupled receptor activity. Gene Ontology annotation, biological process: G protein-coupled receptor signaling pathway; visual perception. The coding region runs from base 118 to 1713 and encodes 531 amino acids. The transcript is spliced from 10 exons. The record is from RefSeq and is a predicted model, not a curated record.